Thyridium curvatum is the source of this 876-nucleotide messenger RNA. RefSeq lists its product as uncharacterized. Gene Ontology annotation, molecular function: protein-containing complex binding. Gene Ontology annotation, cellular component: mitochondrion. NCBI's taxonomy places the organism in Eukaryota, Fungi, Ascomycota, Sordariomycetes, Thyridiales, Thyridiaceae. Bases 1 to 876 code for a protein of 291 amino acids. The transcript is spliced from 2 exons. The record is from RefSeq and is a predicted model, not a curated record.
AUGUCCGCAGCGAAGCGCCUCGUUGUCUGCGGAGGAAACGGGUUUCUGGGAUCCAGAAUAUGCCGAUAUGCCGUUGGCAGAGGCUGGGAUGUCACAUCAAUCAGCCGCUCGGGCGAGCCAAAGUGGGAGAACGUCACCUCGUCCGCCACGCCGCCCCCGUGGGCGCACAAGGUCUCGUGGGAGCGCGCCGACAUCUUCCAGCCCGAGGCCUGGGCGCCGCUGAUCAAGGGCGCCGACGCCGUCGUGCACAGCAUGGGCAUCCUCCUCGAGGCCGACUACAAGGGCGUCAUCUCGGGCCGCGAGUCCCCCAUCGCCGGCCUCCGCAAGGCCUUCAGCCCGGCCGCGGGCCGCGCCGCGCCGCCCAACCCGCUCCGCCGCGCGCCCGGCGACGAGCUCCGCCCGCCCGAGUCGCCCGCCCAGCUGACGUACGAGAUGAUGAACCGCGACAGCGCCGUGCUGCUGGCGCGCGAGGCCGCCCGCGAGCGCGUCGGCGCCUUCCUGUACGUCUCGGCCGCCGGCGGCGCCCCGGUCCUGCCGGAGCGCUACAUCCUGACCAAGCGCGAGGCCGAGAGCAUCCUGACGAGCGAGUUCCCGCAGAUGCGCAGCGUCUUCCUGCGCGCGCCCUUCAUGUACGACAGCUCGCGCGGCCUGACGAUGCCCCUCGCCGCCGCGACCGGCGCCGGCGCCCUCUUCAACAGGGCCACCGGCGGCAUCUUUGGGAGCAUCCUCGGCUCCGGCGGCGUCAAGCCACUCAAGGCCAACGACGUCGCCGAGGCGGCCGUCGAGGCGCUCAGCGACGAGACGGUGCGGGGCCCCGUCGAGGUGCCGCAGAUCGAAGAGCUGGCCAACAAGGGGUGGAGGAAGAGCAUGCUGUGA